AUGGCACAAUACAACGAUGGGAACUUCCAACGAAUACAGUAUGGUGAUGAAGACAGUCAAAAAUCCGACAACUAUGUCAAUGACGAACUGGGGAAUAGUUUGAAAUCGCCAAUGCCACCGAGUUUGACUCGACCUCGAACAAGUGCGACGUCCGAAGCUGGAUCGAACUUCAAGGAAGAUACACAUAAACUGGAGCCGACAAAACAAUACGAACAUGUGCCGGAUUCAGAAAAUCAGAGGAAGCCGUCGUUCUUGAGAGAAACUGAAGAGAGGCCGAUGAAUGAAAAUCGGUAUCCACCUUCAAUAAAGCCUGGAGAUGGAAUCGUAAAGGAUCCGAGAAACAAUUUCCAUGAUGACUUGAGAAAAGAGUCUCAAACAACGCCACCGAUGCUAUUCACUCUCAGUCCAGAGGUAAUGCUGCUAUUCGCUUAA
Molecule: messenger RNA, 432 nt
Organism: Anisakis simplex (herring worm)
Lineage: Eukaryota; Metazoa; Nematoda; Chromadorea; Rhabditida; Anisakidae
Source: the annotation of a GenBank genome assembly